GGCGGGCUCCCUGUGGCCUUUGGAGGCUCGCGAGUCGGCUCCAAAUGUUUUCCAUAUUUGUUCAGCCUGCGUAAUUCGAAUACCAGGGCCGGCUCAGCCCGCUGCGCCGCGCUCGGGGCCCGGAGCGCACGCACCCACCCACCCAGCCGCCACCCACGCAGCGGCCAUGGGCAAGGACGAGCAGCCCCGCGGCCAGCAGAGACGGGGGGGGCCGCCGGCCGCGGACGCCGCCGGGCCCGACGACAUGGGGCCGAAGAGCGCAGGGGCCCCCAAGGAGAGCCGGGAGGAGGAGGCCCGGACGUGCUGCGGCUGCCGGUUCCCGCUGCUGCUCGCCCUGCUGCAGCUGGCCCUGGGCAUCGCCGUGACCGUGGUGGGCUUCCUCAUGGCGAGCAUCAGCUCCUCCCUGCUAGUCAGGGACACUCCAUUUUGGGCUGGGAUCAUCGUCUGCUUAGUGGCCUAUCUUGGCUUGUUUAUGCUUUGUGUCUCGUAUCAAGUUGACGAACGAACAUGUAUCCAGUUUUCUAUGAAAUUGUUGUACUUUCUGCUGAGUGCCCUAGGCCUGAUGGUCUGUGUGCUGGCCGUGGCCUUUGCUGCCCAUCACUAUUCACUGCUCACACAGUUUACCUGUGAGACCACAGUGGAUUCCUGCCACUGCAAACUGCCCUCCUCGGAGCCGCUCAGCAGGACCUUUGUUUACCGGGAUGUGACUGAGUGUACCAGCGUCACUGGCACUUUCAAACUGUUCUUACUCAUCCAGAUGAUUCUUAACUUGGUCUGCGGCCUUGUGUGCUUGUUGGCCUGCUUUGUGAUGUGGAAACAUAGGUACCAGGUCUUUUAUGUGGGUGUCAGGAUGUGUUCCCUAACGACUUCUGAAGGCCAGCAGCAAAAGGUCUAACAUUCUCAUUCAAACUUGAGAGAGAAAAAGCAUACUGAGUAGCUGAGGUAAAAUCAUUUUUUUAAACAAAGAAAGAAAAAAAAACCUUUUGUUAAUAAAUAAUAUUCACUGUUAUAAAUGAAUAUUUUUAUAUUUUCCAGACAACAAAAGAACAUUUCUUCAGGUUUCUCUUGUAUUUUUUUUUAACAUUCUUGUGGCAAAAACAGGAUCCAAACUGAUUUUGAGAUAUUAAAAGUUGAAAGAACACUGAACAGGGAAAGAAUGGCACAGAUCUGCCUUGAUAGUCUGGAGUUUAUUCCUAUUACUCAUUUUAUCCCUUACUUACAUAAUCUCCUUUCCUAUUUGAGGGUGUGAAGUGUGAAUUUCAGGCCCGUUUGCUAAAUUUUGUAGACUCUUCCUCCGGUCCUUCCUACCUCUGGCUAUGACCCUCACUAUGUCUUGGAGAAAGGCGGAGAUGAAUGAAGAACUGACUCUCUUCAUUUUCUUCUAGCAGAGCUGUCUUUAAGGCAUGAAAUAGCUUAAAGGAGCAGAGUAGAAAAGGAUGAGACUUUGUGAAAAGGCUAAAUAAUUAUAAACACCUGGGUUGGGGCAGUGGCCUUCUCUCUUCAGGCUCCCUUAGUUUGACUCCGUAAGCAGAUCACUCACUAAAUGCUUCAGAUGAUUGUCUGCCUCGCAAUAAUUGAAAGGUGGGGGUAGUUGUAUUCUUAAUGAUGUAGAAGGUUUAAAAAUAAUUACAUUCUGCUUCUUUUCUAUCAUCUAAAACAAAUCAUUAAAACUAAUUUCUAGCUAAUUGUUAAUUAUAAUUAUGCUCAGAAGUCUAUUUAACGAGUUCCUGGCUGUAUUUAUGCAGCACUGUCAGUGUUAAGAGAAAUUACUCUCACAAGAGAAGAGGCCUAAAGAUUCUUUCUUCUGAAAGCCAAGCACCACAAGGAAAAAAAUUAUUAAUAGUUCAGGUUAAAAACACUCAUUUAAACAAUAACAAGAGUAUUUGUAAUAGGAAGUGUUUAUACAAAUAGCACAUUCGUGACAUGUUGAAAAGUAUCUCUCUUGGCAACCAAGUACGUUUUAGGAAGAUUGGGUAAUGCUGAUGUGUUCCAUUCACGAAAUUGUAUUUGAUAUACAGUCCUUUUAUUGAUUUGUAUGCACAAUCAAGCUACAGGCUCAAAAUAAUGUUUUGAUGUUCUUAUUUGAACAAUUAAUUUUUGACUUGGAGCAUAGUCUUUGUUUUGUUUUGUUUUUGAGUGACUAUGGUUUAAAGCACAAGUGCCCUAAAGUGGGAGACUUCUUUCUGUUAUUAUUGUUAUUAUUAUAUUCUGAAUUAUAUCAAUGUUUUAAGCAAGUCGAAAUGGAAAUUCAUGCAGCGUAAAUGUUACCAGGAACUUUAUUAUUGUUAUCUGUUGAAAGCAGAAAUUUAGAUGACAGCCGAGCUCAUUUGCCUCUUCACAUUGCCUAUUAAUAUACUUUACUAAUCAUGAAAUUCUACCUAAAAGAAAAAUAUUUUGUUGCCUUAGAAGAGAGGUGAAUAAUUCCAUUGAUUGUGGUAGUGUUAAUUUCUACACAAUAUAAAUAUCCAAGGAAAAAGAGAAACGAUAAGUCAGUAAGCUAGAGGAUUGUAAAUAUCUUUUAUGUCCUCCAGAUAAAACACCUGAUUAACAAAUGUUAAAACCUUUUUGUGUUUUGACUUGCUUUAAAAAUGGCCUUCCUGCACAUUAGCUCAGACCAAAAAGGCUCAUUGGAGAGCUUAGUGGAUAAGUCUUUGGAGCAGAAUUGAUCACACACAUAAAUUACAUUGAUAGAAUACCAAGCAUCCCGAUGAUGACCUGAAAAAUACUUUGUGCCCUGUU
Molecule: messenger RNA, 2739 nt
Organism: Carlito syrichta (Philippine tarsier)
Lineage: Eukaryota; Metazoa; Chordata; Mammalia; Primates; Tarsiidae
Gene: SSPN
Product: sarcospan
Exons: 3
Coding region: 167-895 (242 amino acids)
Cellular component (GO): dystrophin-associated glycoprotein complex; sarcolemma
Source: RefSeq, a predicted model, not a curated record